Molecule: messenger RNA, 1366 nt
Organism: Oncorhynchus tshawytscha (Chinook salmon)
Lineage: Eukaryota; Metazoa; Chordata; Actinopteri; Salmoniformes; Salmonidae
Gene: ccdc124
Product: coiled-coil domain containing 124
Exons: 5
Coding region: 120-791 (223 amino acids)
Biological process (GO): transcription by RNA polymerase II
Cellular component (GO): nucleus
Molecular function (GO): transcription coactivator activity
Source: RefSeq, a predicted model, not a curated record
CAGGGUCAACCAAAAACACUUGGCCUGAUGGUUCAUGCAGAUACUGGGGGAGCAAUGCGACCAUGUUAUUUCGGGGAAGCAUAUUUGAUUCUGAGUUCAGACAUAUGAAGUUUGUAUGAAUGCCGAAGAAGUUCCAGGGCGAGAACUCCAAGGCGAUGACUGCCAAGGCCCGCAAGGCAGAGGCCAAAGCUGUGGAAGACUCCCGCAAGAAGAAGGAGCUGGAGGAUGCUUUAUGGCAGGAGAACGAUAAACAUGUCCUGAAGAAAGAACAGAGGAAGGACGACAAGGAGAAGAAGCGCCUUGAGGCCCUGGAGAGAAAGAAAGAGAACCAGCGGCUCUUGGAUGAGGAGGCUGCAAAGAUUAAGGGCAAGGCCAAGGAGGCGGCUGCUGCUGUGGUGGCAUGCAAAGUGACCCGGGCCCAGAUUGAGGAGACGCUGCGUAUUGAGCAGGCGUUACAACCGCAGGAACAACCGAAAGAGAAAGAGAAGAGUCAACUGGAGUCACCCCUGGAGGAGAAUGUGAAUCGCCUCAUCCCUGAGGAAGGUGCAGUGGACGCUAGAUCCAUAGAGGAUGCCAUUGCUGUGCUCAGCACGGCUGAAGAGCUCGACCGCCACCCCGAGCGCAGGGUGAAGGCAGCGUUCGCCGCGUACGAGGAACUGAACAUGCCCCUCCUUAAAAAAGAGAACCCCAACAUGCGGCUGUCGCAGCUCAAGCAGCAACUGAAAAAGGAGUGGAUGAAGUCGCCAGAGAACCCCCUGAACCAGCGCUUUGCCAACUACAAUGCCAAGUGAACCAACUCCAGCAGCAGCUAACACAAAACUGUUACCUAUGCAUAUUGGACCUUACAAUGGAAGAUGCCUCCAACCUAGAAUUAUUCCCCCAUUAUGAAUACGUUGCUGGAAAAGCUGCACUCAUUCCCUAGGAAGGACCUCUGAUGCAAGGAAUCACCUUGGGACUUCAGCUUGUUUCAUUUAGAGGAGAAGCAAAUUCCCCCCAAGUUCCUGAUGAUUUUUCUGUUACUGUGAAUUCCCACUUGUGAAGCAUCUCAGUGGUUUAUGGAUUUUAUUCCCAUGAUCAGUUUUUGGCACUUAAAUUGAAAAUGGGGGGGGUGUGACAGAAGUUUGAGAUUAAAAGUAAUUUAUUACAGUUCACAAUACUAGCAUCUAAUUGUUUCUGAGAAUGAGAUUACCGGUCAUGUCGCUCUGUAUAAGAGCGUCUGCUAAAUGACUAAAAUGUGGUCUGCACUCUUGCUAUAGUAACCACCUCCUUUUAAAGGCCCAAUUGAGUUUUAUACAAAUAUGACAUUUCUGAGUUACAAUUAAGUACCUUACUGUACUAGUUUUCCAUUAAAAUUGUAAAUUAUGUU